AUGCAUAUUAUAAUGUAUAUACAAGUACAUAAUUUCAGUCAAAAUACUUUGAAAGUAUUUUUAUUUUUUAUUUUAGGCAAUUUUGGUUUAAUCAAUUUCACUCGUGCAUAUGUUAAAUUCUACAUAAACAGUGAGUAAAAUAAAUAUAUAUUUUAUAAGUAUAUAUAAUGUUAUAAUUUUGUUACAAACAACUUGACUGUACAUUCCACGACUAUCGAAAAAAAACAUAAUCACAAACUUUUUACUUUCAAUAAAUCAAAUUUAUGUGUAACUACACGUUGCUACUCGAUUUUUCGGUUAAUGUAGUUACAAUAAUUUUAAUUAUUGUAAACUUUAAUAAUUUUAUAAUAAAAUGUUAAUAUUAAUUUAUUAAUUAUUAAUCAAUAAUCAUCUAAUUAAUUUGAGUAAUUAAUUAAUUGUUACAAUGUUGUUUACAUUAACUGUUGGUAUGGAAUGACCCAUAGACCUUCAGUUUCCUUAGCAGAGACCAAUUUUCCCUAAUCGAGUGAGUGAAGUCCAUACCAUUCAUAGCCUGUGUUCCUCUUUUCUUUUACUCCUCAUCAAUACGGCGAUGAGUUUGUCGGCAUUUAGUUCGUUUCCAUCCCUUUCAUAUUCUUUUAGUAAUUCUUCGCUUUCCUUAGUCCAGCAAGGGGUAUAAUUAUGUCUGUGGCCUCUUGGUAUCGAUUUCUUCGCAGUUGUCUUUAUAAGGUUGAUGAAUCUGCCAUAGUUGUCCGGUAUAGGUUCAAUUCGGUUGAUAUUAUCAUCAACGUAUUUUGAAUAUUCUGGCCAUGCUGCUUUACGCAGAUUCCAACGAGACAUUAAAGGUUUGUCUAUGAUUAGGAUUAUAAGACUAAUGGUUACGGCGGUUGGCAAGUGCUGACUUCUUGGGAUAAGGUUUUUGAUUUCUCUAUUUACGGUUAGAAGUAGGCCAUAAGGGUCCUCCGACACGAAACAGAGAUCAGGCAAUAUCGUCGUACCCCAUCUACCAGAUUUAAAAGUGCCCCCUUAUUUGGCAUCGUAGAUCAGUUUAAGAUGGUUAAUUGCUGCCCAGUCCGAAAGUCUUUCGCUUUCUUCAUUGUCAACGGAGUAUCCCCACUCAGUAUUGUGGGAGUUCAAAUCUCCGACUUAUAUUACAGGAUGUUCAAUAACUGGUAAAACGGAAGCGGUCCACUUUCUGAAAGGGGGUUUGUGAACGUUAAAUAUGGUUAGGGGUCCAAUGCGAAUAUCAACCGUGUGUUCGUUACCGGCCACUUGUUCAAUGUCUAGGAAUGAUUUGCUUUGGCUUAUAUAUGUUGCCAAGCCGUGUUUAUUGUGGCCAAUGUGAUGCACCAGGUUGAAGCCGUUUAUUUUUAGGUUAUUUGUUUGACCGUCAGAUAUGUGAGUCUUUUGUAAACACCAACACAUCCAUGUCACCAAAUUUUUUCCCUAAAAUGUCAGCCUUGGCUCGAAUCAGGCCUUCCACGUUAAUCUGAGCUAUUUUUAAAUUGUUCUUUACCUUUUUAGUGCCUGCAGUAUCAUAGCGUGGCUGAUUGUCAUGCAUUUUUUGUGUUUUUUGGAUUUAUUGUACCUUUUUUUACUUUUUUGCUGUUUUUAUUUUAUCAAUCUCAUAGUAAUGAGAGGAUGGGGUAUGAACUCAUAGUUUUAAAGUGGGCGUAGGCCUCAAAAUUUUGAGAAUCUAUGCUCUAGAGUAUGUUUGUUGUAGCCGAAUGGUUAUACAUACCUAUUGUCAUCCUAGGUUUCUCGGAGGUUUAAAUCCGUGUUUCGAAAAAAAAAUAGUUUAUCCUUAUUUUUUCCCUUUUAUCUAAACAAUGAAAAAACAAAUGUAUUUUAGAAGUACCUAGAUGCCAGAGUUUCAAGCAAUCGCUCGUUCGGAAUAUUUUAGUCUCGAAAUACCCCUCGAUUUGUUGUGUAAACUUUUAUACCAGAAAUCUUGCUCGGAUGUAUCAAAUGUAGUUUAUUUUCUGAACUGGAAAUUUAUCUUCAUGGUACUUUAGAGAGGUCAUUUUUUGAUUUUUCAAUUGGUUUUCAUAAUAUCUGUGAAAAACCUGAAUAAAAUAUCGGAAUAACGAAAAUGUACAAAAUGUAGGUAUUAGUAAAAUAUUGUAUGGCAUUUUUUUCAACAACAUUUGCUCCGAUUUUAAAUGAUAGCACUUUUUCUGAAAUAAAAUCUGAUUGAAGAGGUAUUUUAGAAAGGUCAUUUUUCGAUUUUCCCUAAAGUUUUCUCAGCAAAUGUGAAAAACCGGGAAAACGCAGGAAAAACGGGAAAAUCGGUAUAAUAUCAGUUAGUUAUUAAUUUUCUGCCAAUAAUAAUUUCUGUAUUAUUAUAAUAUAUAAUAUUAUUAUUAAGGCCCUAGGUAAACUAAAUGAUAAUACUUAUGAAUAAAAUAAAGAAUAAAAUUAAUCUAUUCAAAUUAUUUGAACUCAAUUCGUGACUAUACGAUAAAAUGGUUCAGACCUUUCAUAUUUUAUUUCAUUCAUAGUUUACGAACUCAUAGGGCCAGAGCAUUAUUGGGAACAACAUCACAUGGUAAAGCAGUAUUUUGAAUGUUGAAAUCUGGAUAUUGCAAUCUAAUAUAAGUUCAUAAUAUAGUUGUACCAUUAAUGUUGCAAUAAAUAAAUUUGUUAAUAUUUUUAUAAACCCACUGGAAAAACCAAUUGUUCCAUCAUGCCACACCCUCUUUCAAGAUGCACACGCUUUCGAUAUAAGAAAAAUUAAUUAUAAUAACAAUAAUUUAAAAUAUAUUUUUUUUUUUAAAUAAACUAAACCAACUUGAAUAAUUUAAUAUAGUGUAGGAUGAGGUUUUUUUUAUGCAUAAGUAAUUAUGAAUAAUAUUUUCAAUAUUCUAGUGAAUGAAACUCCAUCAAUAUUGUACUGUAAGUUGUGUAUUGUAAAAUAUGUUAUGAAGUCAUUAAGUACUAACCAAAUAGGCAUUUUUAUUUUUUAUUUGGUCCUAUGUGAUGGAUACAAUUUUUUCUAGCUAUAAUGUUUGAAAAUAAAACUUAAAAUUCCUCACACAUUGUGUUUAGUGAUCAAAAUAAAUUUAUUUAUGUAUUUAUGCCAUGACAAACUUCGUAUGAAAUUGUAUCAAUAUUUACAUACUUUUUUUUUUUUAUUUAUGCGUAUAUACUUUUAUAUUAAUUCGUAAUUUUCAAUAGAUAAAUAAACAUUAACAUAUAUAUAUAUAUAUAUAUAUAUAUAUUGAAUCAGGCACUAUACAGGGGGGGUUGGGAGUUCAACCCCCCCUCGAAAAUUUAUAGUUGUGUAAUUAAUUUAUAUUAAUUUAACUAAUUUGUUUAUAAUAUUGAUAAUAUUGGUAAUAUUGAUUAUUGUGAAUUUUUAUGAACCCCACAUUUUUUUUUGUGUCCGUGCCUAUAUUAAACAUAAAAGCCACUUUACUGGAUACUUACAAACAUUCCCCUAAAAUUAUUAUAAUUUUUUUCCGGAUAAAUUAUUGUCGUAUUUAAAUAUUUUUCGCGAGAAAUAUCGUAUUCGAACAAUUGAUGUAAUACCUACUUCCCACCUUCCCGCCUACAACAAUAGCCUAUCAAUGGUAAAAAGUAUGUCCGGAUUUUUUAGUAUUUUAAUUAAAAAUAAAAUCAAUACAGAAAAUAAAACCAAAAAUAUAUUUAACUGGUUUUAAUAAUUUAAUAGUUAAUUGUUACUUAUGUAUAUUUACUUAUUAGCGUUCGCAGCUAUGUAUUAUGAAUACCUUCAAAUAGAAGUUUCUAAAUGUAUGUAUUAACGUUGUGUGACUAAUUUUAUUUUAUUAUAUUUUAUUGUAAAAAAUUUAACCGUAAUAAGUAUUUACCGUAAAUACUAAAUACAAAACAUAAUAUGUUUAUACACUGACAUUUUAUAAUCAUUUUAAAAUCAGUAAUACUUAAUUAAGUUUAAUUUCAUUUGUAGAUGAAAUCAUGAAUGCAACGGAAUGGUGUAUACAAGGUUAGUUAUAAAAUAGUGCAACGGUCUCUGAAGUAUGCUCCAUGGCACCCUAGGCAACUAUGGUAUCUGUAUAGCGGUGCCACGUCACCAUGUGUUAUAUUUACUGGUAUAAAAAUACAUUUUAAAUACAUUUUGCCGACUCGUUAAAGAGCUCGUAUUUAACUAAAAAACUGCGUCUGGUUGAAAGCGUUUAAUCAGAAGUUCCUUAUGAUUCGACAAGGCUUACAAUAUAAUCUCACACUAUUAAUAAUUACUAAUAAUUAGUAGGUAUCUAAAAUCUACAAUUUAAAUGGCACAUGCAAGUGUCUUAUGGUCCCCAGGUAUCAUAUCAAUUAUAUAAACAUAAAUAAUUCCUUCCAUCGGGAGGACAACUAAUGUUUAACUAAUGUUUACAAAUUAAUAUACCCUAAACAAAUUAAAUGGAAAUAGGAAACAGAUUUAUAGAAAUAUAUAGAUAGUGUCAUUGAACAUAUUAAGUUUAUACCGUACGGCUGCAUUUCAAAACCUCAUUGAAGUUUUUUUUUUAUUAAUCUUAAAAUUUUUAAUUUCUACUUCGACAACAUAAGACCAUUACAUUAGCAUUACAUUUAAGGUACAUAGAAUAACACAAAAAACAAUUUGGUUUAUAUUGCAAUAUUUUUAGUAUUAAUAAAUUUAAUAUUUGAAUUGUUUUGAAAAAUUCUAUAGUGUUUAUUUUGUUUUCUGAGUUUGGCCCUAGACUUAUUCCGAUAUCAUGCCUUAUGUUUAAUUUUUCUCUUUGUUUUUCAUAUAUUUUACAUUCUUCGAAAAUGUGUUUAAUUAUGAGCGUAGUGCCGCAUGCUUGAAAUAUUGAUGGGUCACCUUUUGCCAUCAAUUAUCACUCUGCCAUUCUUGUGUGACCAAUUCUGGCCCGAUUUAGUUUUUUUUCGUUAGUGGUACUAAUUUUUGGAUUUCUUUUCCAUCUUUUUACUCUUUAUUUAAUUUGAUUUAGUUUGUUUGUUUGGCAGCUCCAAAUUUUUUAUCAUACAGAGAUUAUGUUUUGUUUUAUUUGUUUUCUUACACCUAUAUACUGUAAUGUGUUGAUGUAGUGUGUGUUGGUUGGGUUGAUAGAAAGUUUAACUUGUCUAUCAACCCUUCCAUUGCCAUCUAUUCCUUUGUGUCUGGAUAACCAUUUAAGAAUUAUAUUAUUGUUCUUUUUUUUUGCUUCUUCUAAUCUGUUUUGAAUUUGUAUUGCUAUGUUACUAGAAUAAAUUUAUUUUUUACACUAAUGAGGGUACUUAACGAGUCGCUUAGAAUGAUAUAUUUAUCGUUUUCAUUUUUGUUUAUGAACUUAAUUGCCACUACUUCGGCCGUACAUAUUAAGCAUGUAGGUGGUAGUUUAACCGAUGUUUGUAGAUUAUUUUUUGCUAUUGAUAUCCCUACUCCUUCAUCAUUUUUAGAGGCAUUAGUAUAUAUUUCUUGAAAUUCGUUUAGAUGUUCAAUAGUAAUUUUUAGAAUAUUUUUGUAAACGCUUGGAGGUGUAUUUUCCUUGCGCAGUGUGUUAAACUCUGUAUUUAUGUUGUAUGAGCUUGUCCACGGAGGGCUUAUUAUUUUUUUCUUUUUUAUUAUUUGCGAUAUUUUAUAACAAUCUUGAUUGUUUUGUAGUUCUAGUAUUAUUUUGUUCGCUGAAGCUGAGUUUUCUGCUAAUCUGGAUAAUCUUGCCGUGUAUAAAAGUGUCAAUUCAGUUAUAAAGUUAGACAUCUGUGUAGACCAGGCCAGCGUGCACCAUUUCUGUUGGUUGAACUUAAAUCUCUUGAUGAUGUAUCUAAUAUUUUACGAAUAAAGUUUAAACUUCGUAUUACUGGUCAUUAGAAAAAUAUUUGGGAAAUCAAGACCUCACAAUUAUUCAAUAUGGUCAUUUAGUUGAUCUUCGUACCGAGCUGAGAAAUAAGCAAUCAAAUGGUCACCAUAGACGGACCAUCGAGCAUGUCAAUUUGAACCGUGUCUGGUUUCAAAACAACUAGCUUCUUGUCUUAAUAGUCAACAUAAUAAUGUAAAUAAUUUUUGUUAUCAAUUUAUGUGUUUAUUUUGGCUAUUGUGAAAAAUCGCCGUGGCCCUAGAACUAAGUUAUUAACUUUUAAAUGUAACAUAGUGUCCUUUAUUAAAUAUUUUUUUGUGUUAACGGAAACUUGAUGGUUAUACAAUAAUUUCUUUAACUAUGAUCUAGGAAUGUUAAAUUAUAAUGUGUAUCGUUGGAAAAGGUUUUAUAUAGAAUAAUAUGUUUCGAUUGUGUCAUAUAAUAUGUAUGCAAUAUUGCGAUAAGGGCAUGAUUAUCUAUAGUUAUAAUAUAGUAGUAGAAAUUAUAAAUGCGACGAACAGUGAAAGGGUUUCUUGGUAUAUUGAUGCUAUAUAAUUGUGUGUUGUCUUUAAGUCUAUUAUUUGUGUAUUCUGUUCAUAUUGUAUAAUUUUAGGUUUUUAAUUCUUUUUUUAUUAAAACAAAAUGUUUCGAGUAUAAACUCUAUUUUGCUCAGAUAAUCCAUAGAUUUGUAUUGCAAAUAAAACCAGUUGGUAGCCACAUGUAAUAUUAUACAAUUUAAAAUAUAAUUACCUGGGUGAUAAUACUAAUUUAUAAAUAUAAUAUCUAUUAGAUACAAGUUUGAUUCAAAAGUUCCCAUUAGCGCGUUUUCUCAGGCGAGCCAAUCUUAUCUCUGCCGCGCGGUGCUUUCUUUGUGCUUCGGAUGAUGAUGUUGGCGGGGUGUCACCAUUGCCGUGCUGGACCACCAGCGGCCGUUCCGCAUUCGGCUCUGUUCUCUUAGUCUAUCGUCGGUGUCAUUUUUGUUUGAUCCACCGAAUGCUUUCCGUUCUCGCUUUGAUGUUUGUCGCGAACCGGUACACUGUCGCUAUGAAUAUUCCACCGUGAGCUCAAACGUUUAUCGAACCCUGAUCAUCUCCUACAUUGUGCUCUGCCGUAAAGAGGCAUCCGUUCACGCGUCACAAAGGGCACGUCCAUUAUCGCCAUAGUGCGCGAGCGCCGCCCGUUAAAUUAUUUAUUCGUUAUUGUUAUUGCUUGUACCACUUUUCUUCCGCCCGUUUGCUCAAUGCCAACGUCGUGCCAAACAAUACCACUCCUCUAACGUAUGUCCGACGCUCGUGUCGGCCAUAGGUACAUUGGGCGUAUACACGCACCUGCGGUCCGUACCGCCCGAGUCGUUCCACCGUGGUCAUCACACCGUCGCGUCCCGUUAGUGUUUCUCUCAAAAAUUCAUUAGGUAGAUAAUCUAUAGUUAUUUUCAUAAACUUGAGCUAAAUGUGGACAAUUUUUUUUUUUAGAAGCUUUUAUAGAAAAAAGUGGAAACUAUAGUGAUCAAAAUGAAAACGCUCUAGAUGAGUUUGAUGGUACGUUUUUCUCAAUAAAUAUUUCAAACAGGUUAAGUAUAAUUAAAACCUAUAAUAAUUUCCAAAAAGUUAAGUUCAAAGUAGACAUUUUUUAAUAACAGAAAAUGAAGGAGAUGGAGAAUGGAAUAUUUCUGUUAAAAAUCCGGAUACUUCAAAUAAUUUUGGUAUGUUUGUUUCAACAUUUUAAAUAGUAUUAAUUCAUUAUUAUAUGAUAUUUUAGUAAGUAAUACAAAUAGAGACAUCAAGUUUAUUAUAUUAAUCAGUUUAUUUAAAAUUCACUUAAAAAAGUCAACUAAAACUUUAAUUGUACCCAAUUAAAACAUUUUGUGGGAUGGUUUUUUUGCAUAUAUAAUAAAAUUAAGGUUUAUUUAAACGGUAAUAUAAUUAUUAUGUUCAUACAAAACUAUAAUUUAUGUUUUGUUUGUUCUUGUUUAAUUUAACAAAACACUAAUGAAAUCACAUAUUAAUUAUUUUAUAGAACAAUGGAAAUAAAAUAUUUAAACAAUAAAUACUCCGAAAAUAAACGUAUACAAAAACUAACUAUAAUAAUAACUGAAAGUUGAAAUAUUAUGUUUUUAUAAUAAAAAUUUGGGAAAUAAAAAGUUGUCGCCUAAAACUAAUUAAAAUCGAUUUUUUUCCGCCUUUUUAUUACAUGAAUUAAUACAUAUAAAGAUUUUUUUUUUUUAAAUUAGCAAUAGUGUGUUCUAGAACAAAAGCCUAAUAUUUAUAAAAUAAUAAAAACCAUUAUAAUCCAAGUUAAUUAUUAUAAAAAAUCGUGUAUCAAUUUUUAUAAAUAUACAAUUUAUUUAGAUUUUUGACAAUUUAAUUUAGGAUUCAUCAAACAUUUUCUUUAAAAUUGUUAAAAAAAAAAGUUUAGCUAAUUUCACUAAUUGUAUCAAUAUUCAAUAAGUAUUUAAAAUCAUCCAAAAGAGUCGCAUAACUAAAAUAUUUUUGUGUAAGCACACAUGCUUAUAGAUCUCUUAGCUAGUUUUUUACCAUUUUUCUUUUGGACAAGAAGGUCGUAAAGUCAAAAUAAACCGUGUAUAUAAUAUAAUCUGUAAUCAAUAAUAUUGAGUUAAUUUUUUUACUAGUUUAAGAUUUGUAGCACUCACACACACGCAUACACACUUAUACAUAAAUACACAUUUAUAUAGAAUACGCAUUAUAUAGCUUGACAGUAUUUGCUCGGCAACCCCAUGCAUUGCUGUUCGAGCUAUCACCCAUUACACUUCUAGCUAUUCCUCCAUACCUUUUUACCUAUGACCUAGGUCCUAGGUGUUAGUGGUGCACAAAGGUUGUUGGUGUUUGGGCGCACACAACAUCGUUUUACGAUCCCGGCCCUUUCACUGAAUCUUACCUCAAAUAAGCUUUAGACGUCUUGUCUAUAUACUACGCAGGAAACCAGCUUAAACUCAAUCCUACCAAAACAUACACUUUUCACUUAAAAAAACGAUAGGUAACACACAAACUCAAACUAAAAUAGGAAGAAGUGUUUUUAAACCACUUAAACUUCCUCAAAUACCUUGGAGUAAUUUUACACAGAUCAUUUAUCUAUUUAAAACACUAUGAAAAUACGAAAGCUAUAGUAAACACCAGGAACAACCUGCUGAAGAAAAUUUUUCAUUCACACUGGGUUGUAGACCCUACAACUCUUAGGACAACGGCUCUAGCACUCAGCUAUUUAUCUGCAGAAUAUGCCUGUCCAGUAUGGUUCUUCUCAGCCCAUGCGAAGAAAAUAGACGUAGCAGUUAAUGAAACUUGAAGAAUAAUCACAGAGUGCCUAAAACCAACAAAGCAUAGCCCCACCAAAUAUAAGACGACAUAUGAUAGCAGAAGAAGAAAACAGUUUAUGAAACCUCGAUGGAAAACACCCCUUGUACGAAUACAAACCAAGUAACAGCAGAUUAAAGUCGAGGCAUAGUAUUCUAAACAGCACUACAGGCACUUUACUAUCAAAACCUCACAGAUGCCUUCAAAAAUGAAACGAAAGAUGUAAAACCGAAACACCAAAACGGACAAAAAUAAUAUUGAGGAUCUACUCCGAGAAACAACCUGAAAUAUGGACAUUGGAAAACUUUCAAUCGUCAAUGAGAAACAGAAGAUACUGUAGAAUGAACUAUAGAAUCUAUAGCCUCAUUGUAAAAUACACACAAAAGCACAAAAAAAUAAACCUUUAUUAAUUUCAAAAGAAUUAAGCACAAAUAUUUGGAGAUACAUUUUUUUUUUUUAGUUUUUAUUAAAUAUAAUAUUUAAUAUUUAGUUUUUCAUAAAAAGAGAAAAAGAAGAGGAACCUAAUAUUUUUGUUUGAAAAACAUACAUUAAAAAACAAUAUUCAAUUAUUGAACGUUCAAACUAAUAACACAUUACGAAAAUUGAAAGAUGUAUACUGUUCAUAAUAAUUAAUGAUGGUAAAAAGUGUUGUGUUACAAGGAAAGAAAAAAAUUAAAUAUUAGUUAAUGAUUGGAUUAACUUACCUACAUUAGGUGCAAUUUAAUAAAUUUAGUUUUUUUUGCACAUACAAGUUUUUUAUAUUUGCAUAUGCUUUCGUUAUUUACUACAAGGUAUAUCGUACAUAUAUCUAAAAAAAAUGUUUGUUUAUUUUUAUUUUCGAAUUUAAGCGUGAAGUGGAAUGUAUAGAAUUUACUAUGAUAUGUAUGAUUUUUUUUUCCAUCUGACAAAACUAUCUACCAUAAACGAAAAUUGAAACACGUUAAAUAGUCGUAUGAUAUAAAAUAUAAGCAUAACACUAAUUUAUUAAACGCAAACGGAAAUUUUAAUGUUAGGACAAAUGAUAAGCGGUAUUCAAGAACAACCUUAGCGGAUUUUUGGCUUAAACGACGGAUUUUGAAUUUUAGAAGAUACUUAGACUGUUUUGUACAAAAACAGACCGUACGAGUGUUGAUAAUAUCAUGAUAACACUCAUUGCACUGGAGAAAUUGUAGAAUUGUUUAUUGAUUUGUAUAUUCUUACAAAGAAUUAAGGUUUUUUUUUUUUAAUUUUCUCAAAUUAGAAUUAGAGCCGUUAGGGUCCUUUUCGCAUUAAUCAAAUUAAAUAGUUUACAAUAAAUAGAUAAUAUGAAACAAAUUAAACAUAAAUUUUGUUUUACAAUUAUUUAAUAAAAUCUCACCUAGAGCUACAUUAACUACAUUUGUUUUACGAUCCAUGCAAGGUGCAAACUAUGGAAGGAGAUUUUAUACUAACUAAGCAAAUUUUUCAGGAGACGGUACUUCAAAAACCAAAGUAGAUCAGAAAAAUACUCCAAUAAUAACUUUAGGUAGGUAAACCUGUAAUAAUAUACAAAACGGUGAGCGUAAUGCCAUUUUUUUUAGAAAAAAAAACAAAAACAAAAGAAGAUGGGAAUUUUGUUGUUCAGCAUCCAGAAAAAAGCACCGCUUCAGAUGAUCAUGGUACGUUUUUCUCAACAAAUAUUUUAAACAGGUUAGGUAAACACAUGUUACAUAAAGUGAACAUAAUACCAUAUAUUUAAGUAGAAAGAAAAUUAAAAGAAAGUUCAAGGACUAAGUUUAACCUCCCAAUGAGAAGCUCCUCUCUAAAUGAUUUAGGUAAGUUUUCACUAUAAGUAUUUCAAGAAGGUAAAGCAUUAACACAUCGCAAAUAAACAAAAAAUUACAUAUUUAAAAACCAACAAUUAAUUAUUGACUAUUCAAAUCAUUAUAAUUAACAGGUAAUGUAUACUGUUUAUAACAAAUUGCAUUGGAAAAUAGUGUUAUGUAAAAAAAAAAAGCAAUUUUCUUUAAUGAUUAAAUAUACAAUGUCCGAAAUAUAUUUUUAAAAAAUUACAAUUUUUUUUCUGUGGACAACUAUUUUUUUAGAAAAUUUGCUCCAAUUUAUAAUAAAAGCACUUUUUUCUGAAUAUAAAUUGGACUGAUGUAGUUCUGUAAACAGAUAAUUUCUGAAUAUUUUGGUAGUUUUUUCUGCAAACGUAAAAAAUCGGAAUAAAACUGAUGAAAAAGGGAAAAUAUAGUAGGUAUAAGUUGAUGGAAAUAUGAAAGUCAUUUUUUUUCUAGCUAACAAAUUUUCCACAAGCAAUUUAUCUCCGAUCCACAAUGAUGUUACUUUUCUUUUAUGGGAAUUUUACUGAGGUACCUUAAGAAUAUAAUUUUUUAAUUGUAAUUAUUUUACCAUAUUUUGGUUUACAUGUAGUUAAAAAGUCACAACACUUUCAACUGUUCUCUGCUCAAAAUCGGGUUUUCGUUAGCAAUGUUUUAUCAUAACUCACAGAUAUAAAUUUAAUUUCUACACUACUAUUUUCCCCACAAUUAACCUUAACAGUAUCUACGCUUACGUAUGACGUUGCCCGGAUUUUUUGUUCUGUAUAUUUUAAUAAAGAUUGAGGAAUUAUUAUUUAAAAUUUAUUCAAAAUGGAAAUUGUGAAAAUUGGGUAUUUGUUGCAAUGACGCAGUCAAAUAGUUUACAAUAAAUAGAUGAUACGACAUAAAUUCAAUACUUUUGUUUCUAUUUAUUUUCUGCAAUCUCACUUAGACUACAUUUGCUUUUUUGAAUCCUGCCAAAGUGAAAAUUGUGGUAUAAAUGUUCAAUAAAACCUAUCAAUUUUUUUCAGAUCAGAAUAUUUCAAAACCCAAAGAAGCUCAAGUUGAUCAUCCUAAAAGUUCUACGGGUAGGUGAACUUGUAACAAUUUAUUUCCAGAACGUUGAGCGUAAUGACGACAUUUUUUUUUUCAGAAAAAAAAAAUAAAAAAGAAGAAGAUGCAAGGCCUAUGGAUCACCCACCUGGUGAACUCAACUCUACAGAUGAUGAUGAUGCUUGUACGUUUUCUUUAUAAGUAUUUUAAGAAUGUUAAGUAUUAACAUAUUGCACAAAACAAACAAACAAAAAUUAAUUAUUAACAGUUUAAAUCAUUAUAAAACAUAUUAUAAAAUUAACAGGUAAUAUAUACUGUUUAUAAUAAUUUGUGUUGGAAAAUAGUAUUAUGUAAAAAAAAAAAGCAAUUUUUUUUAUUGAUUAAAUUAAGUAAUAUACAUAGGAUAUAUUUUAAUCUGUUAAUAGUUUUCUUACAACACCAGUUUUCUAUUGGUUCUUCUUCGGUUUCGUAAUGAAUAACAAGGUUAUUGUACAUAUAUUUAAAAAUUUUCGUUAUUUUUUAUAUUUUUUAAAUUAUUAGUCGCGAAGAAUGUAUAGAUUUUGCAGGGAUCAGUAUAGUUUUUUACAUCUGGCAACAUUUUUACAAGAAACGAAAAUUGAAACUCGUCAGAUAAAUUUGAUUUAUACAUUUGGGCUUAAACGACGUAUUUUGAGUUUUGAGAGGUACUUGCAUCGUUUGUAUGAAAGUAUACAUUACAAGUGAUAAUAUCAUGUUGAUAAUCGUUAUGCCGGAAAGUAGCUUUAUUGUGUUAUAUGAUGUGUAGUGUAAAGAGAGCUAUGGUUUUACAAAAAUUUUUACUUUUUUUUCUUAUAGAAAACUAUAAAAUUUUUCUUCCAGAUGUCUUACCUCGAUUUUUAUUUAAGACCUUUUUUUGAAAAAAUCGGACAGAGGAGGUUGUUUAUUGUAGUUAACUUUUCCCAGAGGUUUUUUCAACAAAUUUAAAACCUAAGAAAAUAGAGAAAGAACAGGAAAGUAGGUUUAACAUAAAACUACUAUUAUUAAAGAAAACAGUGAAUGCUUAUGUAACUAUUGUAAAAUGAUAUAUCAUAUAUUUUUCUAUAUAUUUACCUUAACAGUGUUUACGCUUACGUAUGACGUUGCCUGGAUUUUUUUGUUUUGUUUAUUUUAACAAAGAAAUAGGAAUUAUUUUUUUUAAAGUUCUUCAAAAUAGAAUUUGUGAAAUUUGGGUAUUUUUCGUAUUGACGCAAUCAAAUAAUUUACAAUGAAUAUUUUACACGGUACAAAUUCAAUACAUAUUUUUUUUUUAAUUAUUUUCUACAAUCUCACCUAGAGUUACAUUUGCUUUGUGAUACUGCCAAGAUGCCAAUUACAGUACAGAUUUUUAUUAAAACUAAUCGAUUUUUCAGAUCAGAGUAUUUUAAUACCCAAAAUAAUUAGGACUAAAAGUCCUAAAAGAACUUUGGGUAGGUAAACCUAGAGCAAUUUCUUAAACGUUAAACAUUAUUUAACGUUAUAAUUGUAUAACAUUAUUUUUUAUCAAAAACAGGAAAAGAAGAAAUUUCAAGAUCUACUCUUAAAUCUCCAAGUGAACGCUACUCUUCAGUUAAUAGUGGUACGUUGUUUUUAUAAUUAUUUAAGAAGGUUAAGUGUUAACAUAUUUAAAAACCAAAAAUUAAUUUUUAACAGUUCAAAUCAUAAUAAAACACAUUAUAACUAACAGAUUAUUUAUAUUGUUUAUAAUAAUUUGUGAUGGGAAAUCAUUAGGCCGGGAAUAGCUUUAUUGUGUUACAUUUUGUAUAGAACUUAAAGUUGUAUGGAUUUGCAAAGAUGUUUAAUUUUUUUUUUCCUAUAGAAAACUUUUCUCCUAGAAAUCUUACCAUGAUAUUUUUGUUAUACCCAUUUUUGAAAAAAUCGAAUAGAGAAGGUUGUUUAUUGUUGUUAAUUUUUACCAGGGGUUUCUUCAACAAAUCUAAAACUGGAGAAAAUAGAGAAAGAAAUGGAAAAUAGGUUUAAUAUAAAACUACUAUUAUUAAAGUGAAUGCUUAUGUAACUAUUGUAAAAUGGUAUAGCAUAUAUUUAAUGACAAAGUAACUACAAUAACCACUCAUUUUCGCUCAGAAUUGUGUUUUCGUUAGUAAUAAUUUAUCGUUGAUCACAGAUGUACAUUAAAUAUUCCCCUUUUAUAUUUCCCACAAUUCUCCUAAACAGUGUCUACGCUUACGUAUGACGUUGCCCGGAUUUUUUGUUUUGUAUAUUUUAACAAAGAAUUAGGAAUUUUUUUUUAAAAUUAAUUAAAAAUAGAAUUUGUGAAAUUCGGGUACUUUUGCAUUGAUGCAAUCAAAUAAUUUACAAUGAAUAUUUUGCACUAUACAAAUUUAAUAAAUAUUUUGUUUUUAAUUAUUUUUUACAAUCUCACCUAGACUACAUUUACUUUGUAAUUUUUCCAAGAUGCAAAUUGUGGUACAGAUUUUCAUUAAAACGAAUCGAUUUUUUUCAGACCAGAGUAUUUCAAAACCCAAAAUAGCUCAAGUUGAUCAUCCUAAAAUUUCUACGGGUAGGUAAACCAGAAACAAUUUAUUUCCAAAACGUUGAGCGUAAUGACGACAUUUUUUUUUUCAGAAAAAAAAAAUAAAAAAGAAGAAGAUGCAAGGCUUAUGGAUCACCCACCUGGUGAACUCAACUCUCCAUAUGAUUCUCGUACGUUUUCUUUAUAAGUAUUUUAUGAAUGUUAAGUAUUAACAUAUUGCACAAAACAAACAAACAAAAAUUAAUUAUUAACAGUUUAAAUCAUUAUAAAACAUAUUAUAAAAUUAACAGGUAAUAUAUACUGUUUAUAAUAAUUUGUGUUGGAAAAUAGUGUUAUGUAAAAAAAAAAGCAAUUUUCUUUAAUGAUUAAAUUAAAUAAUAUACAUAGGGUAUAUUUUAAUCUGUUAAAAGUUUUCUGACAACACACAAGUUAUUUUGUAUUCUUCUUUGGUUUCGCAGUCUACUAUAAGGUUAAUCGUACAUAUAUUUAAAAAAUAUUCGUUAUUAUUUUUAUUUCUGAAAUUUAAAGUCACGAAGAAUGUAUAGAUUUGCUAGGUUAAGUGCGUUUUUUUUCCAUUUGAUAACCUUUCUAUUAGAAAAGAAAUGUGCAACCAGCCGGAUAAAUUUGUUUUAUACAUGUUGGCUUAAAUAACGUAUUUUUCGUUUCGAGAGAUACCUGUAUCGUUUGUACGAGUGAUGAUAAAAUGUUGAUAAUCGUUGGGCCGGAAAAGUAGCUCUAUUAAGUUAUAUUCUGUGUAGUGCAUAGAUAGUUAUGGUUUUGCAAAAAUGUUUACGGCGCGCGGUGUGUUAAUAAUGCUAAUAGUCUAAUAAUUAAUUAGUUAAUAAUUGUACAUUUUCUCAGAUUGGUAUUUGCAUGAUUUGAGACCUUUUUGCAUUGACCGCUUCAAAUAGUUUUCAAUAUAUAGAUAAUUCGAUACAAUGUCAAUACAAAUAUUUUUUCUAAUUAUUUCACAAAAUCUCACCUACUUUGACUUGGUAAUCCAUCAAUGAUGCAAAGUAUUGUACAAAUUAUUAAAUCUAAGUGACUGUUUUCAGGUAGGAGUACUUCAGUAAUCAAUGGAGAUCAUGGUGGUUCUACAGGUAAGUAAACUAUAGUCACUUCCACAAAGUUGAUCUUAAUGUCGACAAAUUGUUUUUAGAAAAAAAAGAAGAUGAGAAUGACAUUUUUGAUUAUUUGCAAUUUGAAGGUGAUAGCGAAGACCUAGAUCGUAUUGGUAUGUUUGUCUCAAUAAUUAUUUUUAACAAGUUAUGUCUUAACAUAUUGCAAAAAGAAAACAUACGUAUUUAAAAAACGAUAAUAAAUUGCAUAAGUUACAAACGUGAUAACAAAGUGCUUAAAGAAAUAAUGCUGCACGAUAUUCACUGACGUGGCACAAGCUUUUGUAGUAACACAAAAAAUAGGAAAGGUAAAGAAAUUAAGGGUGAAAUGGUGGGGGGUAAAUAAGAGGUGAUUUAAAAGCGGUUGAGACGGGGGAUGAUAUAAAGGAAAGGCGUGGUUAAUGGGAUAGUAGAAGACUUAGGACACUAAGUAUAGAAAUAGAAGACAAUUAUAUUUAAAAUAAUAGGGUAAUUACAUAGAAAUACCUAUAAAGAAUGAAAUAUAAAGGAGUAGGUAUAAAAAUGUGCCUAUAUAGAGUGAAACCAUCGAUCUAAGUUUAAGUACUACAAAGAAUGGUAUAUCUCUAAUUAUUAUAGGAGUUCAGCCUACUAGUUAUAUUACUACCUUCCUUCCUAUGUUUGAAAGGGUUUUGGAGUCGUGAAUCCGAGAAUGGUGACGAAAUGAAUAACUAGAGAAAAGUAUAAUUAUAUUACCUGCCCACGGUGUUGGAACGCUAGGAUGUAUACUUAUGGAUAACCUCACGUGAACCUGGAGUCGUUGGACGGCAAUCACAAUUUAAUUAAGAUAAAUUAAUUUAAUUAAUUAACACUUAACACCUGUGUGCACUCAGAUAAAAAAAUGCUAAUUUUUAAACUAGGAAAAUGAAAGGUUGAAUUACAAAGUGAGUUAAUAAAUAAAUCGAACACGAGUGAUUAUAGCUGCUAAAAGUCGGAGCUAGCUAUUCGAGAGAGAUCCUCGAAAGAAGUUGGUGGAGCGUAGUUGUUGCUGUGUGUGGGAUUCUCGACAGAUAAUUCGUCUUGGGGUUUCUAAAGGGAUCAAGACGCUUAAUUUUCAAUAGAAAAAACCGUUAAAUUUUAUGUGUUUAUAUAAGCCAAUAAAAAAAAGGUCAACCAUAAAAAAAGUGUUAUGCGUAGAUUUGAAAUUUGUAUUGAAAUAAUUGUAACGGUAUAUAGCGUGAAAGAAUGAUGACGGCACGGCGGCAUCAUCAAAGGGCCGAUUGAUGUUGUGUAUUUAUUGCUUAAUUUUAUAUCACUUAUAUUUGAAUGUUCUAAAUGAUGGUAAAUUAUUGGAUGUUGAUUUUUCUCGAAUGAUAGAAAACCACUGGAAUUUGUGUGCUUAAAAAAUGGAACAGACGGCAAUCGCGUCAAUGUCGAUAUAAAAUAAGUAAUACUCGAAUUGUGAAAAGAAGACAAUAUACAUUAGUAUGACUGAGGCGGCAGUGUCCUCAAAGGGCCGUAGCAGAUGGCAUGUAGUUCUGUUAUAUUUGACACAUACGAGUAUAUAAAUUAUUUUGCUUGUAGAUAAGCUUGUAUCCCUCUCGAAUAGCGAACGAUCCGUUAGAUUUAUUAAAUUAUUUUCCUUUUGUGAAAUACCAAGUACUCGGCCAUAUUUGAAUCUUUUAGUUACAUUUUUGUAAUGAUAUAAAUAAUAAAUAAUUAUACAGUUAUAAUAUUAUGUUAUGUGAGCAUAACAUUACACUUUCAAUAAAGUUUGGUAUAAAGGAUUACUUAUAAAAUCAAGUGAACAGCUGCUACAUUAUUAGUGUGUACUUCUCAAAUUUUACCUAACUGAACGUCAAUUUAUAGUCAUGCAUGAAGAAACAAUUUUAAAAAUGUAUCAGCCAGUGCAUCACGAGAAAGUGUCAUUAGACUAAUUUUGUACUUAUUAUAUACAGUUGACAUUUCAACCAAUAACUUAUCAAUGCAAGCCAUGUUUUCUGAUGACAUGGCAAUAAUAACAAUAACUGAUAGACUGGGACUGCUUGGUUUCAAAGGUCAAUUAACAACGUUUCCAACUAGACGAAACGUUGGAAGAAUAAAAUAAACAGCAAGAAAUCGGCGCACGUAAAUUACACCUUGCGUCUAUAAACUAAUAUUGUUUGAUUAGCAGAUCAUCCCACAGAGUGACUUUGCAAAAUACCUAGGAAUACACUUACACAUCUUACACAGGAAUACUUCUUGACUCUUGAUUCAAUUGGAAACACCAAAGUCGCUAGAAAUAAUUAAAAGUUAAGAAGAAAAUGCGACAACUAUAUUGACUGGUCAGAGGAUAUUUUAAACUAAACUAUACAAGCAAACUUCUACUUUACGUUAUGGUACUUAAUUUAAUAUUAUUGAUUUGUGGAAUACAACUGUGGGGUUGUACCAAUAAGUCCAACAUUGAAAUUAUUUAAUGCUGCCAGAAAAUUGCUCUCCAUACCAUUGUCGCGUCAUACCAGUAUAACAGAAACGACAUUAUCCAUUGAAAUAUGAUGAACACCUCCGUUCAAUACGAGGAUUACUACGUUUACACGUAAAUAUGAAGCAAGGCUGGAUCAACACUCUAAUCCAACAGCAAUUCAACUACUCAAUAACUCUAAUAAAUCAGGCGUCUCGAAUGCCGAAAACCAUUGUUAUGAUUUACGACAAAGAACAAUUUGGUAGAACUAUUUUAGAUCAAUUUUUAAAAUAUUAGAAAAUAAUUAUAAAAUUAUAUAAUAAGUAUAAAAAUGUAACAGUAAAAAGUUGGCUUUGGGAAAAAUUUGACUUCAAUGAGUCAUAUUUAAAUUAGAUAAGAAUUUUUUUCCUGAAAAUAUACAACAUAUUACAUAAUUUUAGAUUAUUCUAAUUUUAAUGUAGGUACAAGUGCAUAAUUAAAUAAAUUACAUAAAGUAAUAUAAAUGUGUAACAUAAAGUUACAUAAAUUAAAGAAUUUGCAUAUUUCAGAAAAAAUGUCGGUAGUCAUUAAAUUUGAACAUGGUGACCAUGUAAAUGAUAUCAAUCAAAUCGUUUUUAAAACAUAACUCAAUUUUGUUUUCUAGAUUAA
This is a messenger RNA of Cinara cedri, 18574 nucleotides long. The record is from the annotation of a GenBank genome assembly. NCBI's taxonomy places the organism in Eukaryota, Metazoa, Arthropoda, Insecta, Hemiptera, Aphididae.